Molecule: messenger RNA, 1510 nt
Organism: Acanthoscelides obtectus
Lineage: Eukaryota; Metazoa; Arthropoda; Insecta; Coleoptera; Chrysomelidae
Source: the annotation of a GenBank genome assembly
GUUGUCGCACAUAACCUCAAUCAUAUCACAUGUCGCCUUGCCAAUGUGGUGUCCAUCUGAAAUCCCCCUAGGCCGCUCCAAAACUCCCUAGAUUGCUGUCAUUGGUGUGACAAAUGUCAAGAAGUAGAUUUGUCAGAUGUCAAGAUAUGUUCUUCAAAUAAAACAACAUGGCGUGCGGUAAAGUGUCCUUUUGUAUAUAUUUUAUUAUUUUACUUUGUGCCUUUAGUAUAAAUGGACAAAAAACAGUGAUAGAAUUGAAUGAAAAUAACUGGCGUGAUAUCUUAGAAGGUGAAUGGUUGAUUGAAUUCUAUGCACCUUGGUGUCCAGCGUGUAAAGCACUCGAACCUAAAUGGAGAGAAUUCGCAUACUUAAGCCCAGGUUUGGGAAUCAAAGUGGGUGCUGUAGACGUUACGACCUCGCCUGGACUGAGUGGAAGAUUCAUGGUGACUGCUCUACCCUCUAUUUUCCAUGUCAUCAAUGGUGAAUUCAGACAAUACAAAGGUUCAAGAGACAAAGAGGCAUUUACAGCUUUUAUUGAAGAGAAGAAAUGGGAGCAAGUAGACUCUGUGCCAGGAUGGAAAUCACCAAACUCCAUACAAAUGACAAUCGUAUCAUCUUUCUUCAAACUAUCUCAGGGAUUGAGGCAUAUCCAUAAUAAACUCACUGAAGAAUAUGGCUUACCAAGCUAUGGAUCUUACCUCAUCUUUGCAAUUGCAACAAUUAUUCUGGGGGGAUUACUAGGAUUGGUGUUGGUAUGUGCAAUUGACCUGAUAUAUCCACCCAAGCAUUCAGAGAUUAGAAAAAUGAGUGCUGAUGAGAAAAGGGAAAAGAAUAGUGAUGAUGAAUUGGAUGACGAAGAUAUAAAAGACGACCUCGUCGAUGAUGCGAGUCAAUCUGGAGGCGACCACAACUCGGGAACAGAUUCACAGAAUGAGGCAGCUAAUGCAGGGAAUGCAAAAGUGAAGAAGCGCAAAACUAAAAGACUGGACACAGUCGACUGAUUAUUUUUUUUAUUCAGUCAUACUCUGGUGCGUAUGUUUUUGUUGCUGGAAAUUUAGAGCAGAACUCAAUUUUAAAUUAGGUUGUCUAUAUGACGCAUGACAGGUCACACCUAUAUUUCAUUAUAUUUUGAAACUCGAAUGACGAAUUUGUGGGGUAAUUUUGUACAAAAAUUCUCUGUUUGCUCUACUUUUCCCUUCAAGCACUGAAGCAAUGAAAAUGCAUCCUACUAAUUGAGAAUACAAAUAAAACUUCAAUUAACUCUCUAGGCGCGCAAGUUGGAAGAAUAUAAUUAUUAUACUUCAUAAGCAAGCUUUUAACAGAUUUCUUUCACAUAGUGUAACAAAUGAGAAUGUGAUUAUUGUGAGAUAAAUUAAAGUGCGUUUAUUUCAUUCCAAAUGGUUGUACUAUUCCCAAAACGUUGAUGGUUGAGAGAAAGCAUGUAAAUUUCUAUUGAAUGUACAGAUUUCUUUUGUAUUACUUUCUAAUAAAAGUUUUUUCGAUAAUGUUA